Molecule: messenger RNA, 1446 nt
Organism: Chironomus riparius
Lineage: Eukaryota; Metazoa; Arthropoda; Insecta; Diptera; Chironomidae
Source: the annotation of a GenBank genome assembly
AAAAUUGUGAAGAAAAAAAAAAGAAAAAUAUUUUCAAGAUUUCAAAGUGAAAACAAAUUAAAGGAAAAAAAGAAAAAAAUAAAAUAAAAAUCAGCAGUGCUUCACUCAAUAUUUUUUUGGUGUGAAUAUUUUAAAAGUGUAGGAAGAAGAAAAAAAUCUUACUAAGACCGGCUCAAAUGUUUACAAUAAUCAUCAGAAAGUUUAAAAAAUCAAGUUAAACAUUCAAAGUAAUAAAGACGAACAAGUUGUAAAAAAAAGAACUAAGAAAAUAUAUCAAAAUACUCAAUGAUUUUAAUCAAGUGCAAUUUUUUUCGAUAGACACUAAUUGAUAAAUUUGUGAAGAAAAAUAUUUACAUUUGGAAAGAAUUAAAUUCAUAUCCUCUGGAGAAAACAAACCAGAUCUGGAAUUUCCAUAAUUUUAAAUAAACAAAUUGCAUUUUUGCUCUCCUGUGAAACUCAAAACAGAUACAAAAAAUGAAAACAGAAGAGAAAAGCAACGUACCUAAAGUACGCAUAGCAGUGCUGGGACAAAUGAAUGUUGGAAAAUCGGCAUUGACCGUCCGAUAUUUAACUCGACGCUACAUUGGCGAGUAUCGUUCAAAUACCGAUUUACUUUACAAGCAAACUGUGACACUCGAAAGUGGUCUCCUAGAUGUUGAAAUAAUUGAUGUCUCUGUCGAUGAUGACGAUGGCUUUCCAAUCGAGCAAAUACAAUGGGCAGAUGCUUGUGUUAUUGUUUAUAGCAUCGUUGAUAGACUGAGCUUUGAAUAUGCAACACGGUCACUUGGUGAGCUUCGACAAUUACAGAAUGGACCAGCCGUAUAUCUCGUAGCAAAUAAAGCAGACUUGGAUCAUUUAAGAGAGAUCCCAGAAACAGAAGGUGCAUCACUAGCAGCCUCACAUGGUGUUGGUUUCUGCGAAGUAUCAGUUGCAGAAAAUUCACCAAAUCUCUAUAAAGUUUUUGAAAAAUUACUGAUAGAAUCUAGAGCACGGCCUGUUAAACCUCGCAAAUUCUCAGUUAGCAAAAUGAUAGGAACGCUAAUUGGAAAUAAUGGUACAAGACAGCCUUUAGUAAAUCAAGGAACCGUUCAAGUGUGCAAUAAAGGUGAAUUGCAAAAUAAAAAUCGUCUUUUGAAGCGUCGCCAGGCAUUUACAACAGCUGCUUCACUAUGACCGAGUGCAUGUGUAAAUGAAUGUUCUGAUAAUGCAAAUUAAAUUAGUUAAACUUAAUUGUAUUAAGCUUAUUUAUUAUGAAGCUAUUAUGCUAGUUUGUAAGUCAAACAAGAAACAUUAGGUAAAAAAAAAUUUUUUGCAUGAAAAUUUUUAUAAAAUUUGAGACGAAAAACUUUUGAAAGCAAACCUUUUUAGAAAUUUAAGGAUUAAUUGAGCAUAUGAAUAAUAUCGUUUUAGAUAGCUAUUCAUUAAUUUUAAUUGAGUAGAUUUCGC